This is a messenger RNA of Mercurialis annua (annual mercury), 1741 nucleotides long. RefSeq names its product serine--tRNA ligase-like. NCBI's taxonomy places the organism in Eukaryota, Viridiplantae, Streptophyta, Magnoliopsida, Malpighiales, Euphorbiaceae. The transcript has 9 exons. The coding region runs from base 189 to 1496 and encodes 435 amino acids. The record is from RefSeq and is a predicted model, not a curated record. Gene Ontology annotation, molecular function: ATP binding; tRNA binding; serine-tRNA ligase activity. Gene Ontology annotation, biological process: seryl-tRNA aminoacylation. Gene Ontology annotation, cellular component: cytosol.
CGACGCCGUUAUAGAUAAACCCUACGGUCAUCUCUAUUUUUGUCCCUUUUCGUCCGCACCUCGAAGUAGCCAAACAAAAGCUUCGCACUCACACACCAUCGCCGCUUCCUCAGUCGCCGGCGGCCGAAGACGUGUAACAAUUUCUCCACAGGCGGCAAACUGCUCCGUGCUUAGUGACAGAAGAAGAAAUGUUGGACAUUAACUUAUUCAGAGAAGACAAAGGCCAUAACCCUGAACUCAUCCGCGAAUCACAACGCCGUCGUUUUGCUAAUGUUAAUGUCGUUGACGAGAUCAUUCUCCUCGACAAGGAGUGGAGACAGCGUCAAUAUGAGGUCGAUAAUCUCCGUAAAGAGUUUAAUAAGAUCAACAAACAAAUUGCUAAACUGAAAAUUGCAGGGGCGGAUGCGAGUGAACUGAUUAAACCUUCGAAUGAGAACAAAGAAUUGACUGGUGAAAAGGAAAAAGAAGUGAGUGAGGCUGCGUCUGCUUUGAAUAAGAAGCUGGAAGAAGUUGGAAACUUGGUGCAUGAUUCUGUUCCUGUUAGUAACGAUGAGGCUAAUAAUGCUGUUAUUCGUGAGUGGGGUGAGAAACGGAUGGAGCCUAAAUUGAAAAAUCAUGUCGAGCUUGUUGAGCUUCUGGGAAUCGCUGAUACCAAGAAAGGUGCCAAUGUAGCCGGAGGUAGAGGCUACUAUUUGAAAGGUGAUGGUGUGAGGCUUAAUCAGGCAUUGAUCAAUUUUGCGCUAGAUUUCUUGCAAAAGAGAGAAUACACAGCCUUGCAGACUCCCUUUUUCAUGAGGAAAGACAUCAUGGCAAAAUGUGCUCAACUAGCACAAUUUGAUGAAGAGCUAUACAAGGUGACUGGUGAAGGAGAUGACAAAUAUUUAAUCGCUACAGCUGAACAACCGCUAUGUGCUUAUCAUAUAGAUGAUUGGAUUCAUCCUUCACAGCUACCGAUCAAGUAUGCUGGAUACUCAUCUUGUUUCCGUAAAGAAGCUGGUACACAUGGUCGCGAUACUUUGGGAAUUUUCCGAGUUCAUCAAUUUGAAAAAGUGGAGCAAUUUUGUAUUACCAGCCCAAAUGGCAACGAUUCUUGGGAUAUGCUUGAGGAAAUGAUCAAGAACUCCGAGGAUUUCUACAAGAUGCUUAACAUCCCCUACCAAGUUGUGGCUAUUGUUACUGGUGCUUUGAAUGAUGCUGCUGCAAAAAAGUAUGAUUUGGAAGCAUGGUUUCCUGCUUCCAAAGCAUACAGAGAGUUGGUCUCCUGUUCAAAUUGCACAGACUAUCAAUCAAGAAAAUUAGAAAUACGAUAUGGACAGAAAAAGAGCAACGAGCAGGCAAAACAAUACGUUCACCUAUUGAACUCUACCCUCACCGCAACAGAGAGGACCCUUUGUUGCAUCCUGGAGAACUAUCAGAAGGAAGACGGUGUAGAGAUUCCGGAGCCUUUGAGAGUAUAUAUGGGUGGAAUAUCUUUUAUCCCAUUCCAAAAGAAGUAAACAAGCCAUCUACGUAAGGCAAAUAGAAGAAAUCUAAGGGCUAACAAGUCAUUAAAAAACCUUAUGAGAGAUUGUUUGCUUACAAUACUGGAAUUCAGAUUCCAAAGGUAAGAGUUAUUGUGAUUGUUGCCGCAUGAAUAAAGAACGUUUUGGGUUUUGGUCGAGAUGUAACUUUUUUGUUAUUCAGUUCUUUUCAUGACAAUAUAUAUAGACAAAAGUUAAAUAUUGGAGGAUUUUUCUGGUCA